ACACAUAUAAGGAGAGAGUAAAGAUAAAGCUAUUGAAGGGACAACAUAAGAGAAACAAAACCUCUUCCUUUUCCAUUUCUCCCUUCAUCAAGAAUCAAUGGCUUCUACUCUUACUACUACGACUCCACCAAAUGAUGGUGAUGAUCAAAGUGACACCACAUUAUCAACCCCAGUUUUCCGGCAACCGACAACAGUGACUCGCCGGAGCCAAUCAUCUCUCUCUUCUUCUCCAUCUCACUCUUCCAACUCUUCCUUUGGAUCAUCUCUCUCUUUCCAUGAUCUUGAUAAUAAUUCCCCUUUUAGCCCUACAACUCCUCUUCAUUUCUCUAAAGGGGUACCAUUUUCUUGGGAACAAAUUCCUGGAAUUCCAAAGCAAAAAUUUUCCAGGAAAAAUAGCACUUCUUUAGGUCAACUUCUCCCAUUGCCACCACCAGCUGGAAAUAUACCAAAUUCAUCCAAGAAAACUACUAGUUUUCUUGAUGAGUUUUCUCCAAGAAAAAGUGCUACUAAAAGCUUUAGAAAGGAUCCAUUUUUUGCUGCAUUUGUGGAGUGUUCCAAGGAUGAUCAACAAUAUCAUGAUGAUGACAUUUGGAAAAGUUCUUCAAAGGUACCAUCAAUAAGAAGUUUAAGUGAUAGAUUUGGAUUCAUUAGCAUGUAUGCUUCUUGCAAAAGCACUUGUACAGUUUCUGAAUCCAUUGUUUAUAUUCCAAGAUCAAGAAAUUAUAGUAGGAAGUAGAAGUGAUCAUGAGUGAAUUUAAGUCCUACAUCUACCGACAGAGGCGGAAGCAAGAUUUCAAGAUUUGAAGCUUAUGCGUUUUGAACUUGCCAUCGAACCCGUUGCUCGUUUUAGUUACUGGGUUCGUAAUUAAAUAUUUAUGCAUAUUUAAUGAAUUUUCUAGUACAAAUAUGGAAUGUAAGCCUAAACUACUAAAUAUGUCAAAAUCCGCAGCUAGUAUUGUAGCUCUGCCCUUUCUACAUAUAGGUUAGUUAAGUGUUACUAUUUGGUGUUCAAUGCAUAGUUAUUUUCAUAAAAUUUGAACCUAUGUUCAUUUUGGGCUUGUGGUGAUUUUUAUUUUUUUGGGUUUUAUGUAAUGCAACGUGAGGACAAGUCAAUGUGUUUGUCCAAAAUUAAUUAAAAUAGUACAAUUAUGGGUA
This is a messenger RNA of Lycium barbarum (goji berry), 1155 nucleotides long. RefSeq lists its product as uncharacterized. NCBI's taxonomy places the organism in Eukaryota, Viridiplantae, Streptophyta, Magnoliopsida, Solanales, Solanaceae. The record is from RefSeq and is a predicted model, not a curated record. The coding region runs from base 98 to 736 and encodes 212 amino acids. The transcript has a single exon.